Molecule: messenger RNA, 2409 nt
Organism: Argiope bruennichi
Lineage: Eukaryota; Metazoa; Arthropoda; Arachnida; Araneae; Araneidae
Product: protein asteroid homolog 1-like
Exons: 2
Coding region: 190-2310 (706 amino acids)
Molecular function (GO): nuclease activity
Source: RefSeq, a predicted model, not a curated record
AAAUAUUUCUUUCUGCUAUUUUGGAUCCGUGUUGGUUUUGAUUAGAAUUAUUACAUUUGUUUAUUUUAUGAAAAUUUCAAAAGCAAAAGUUGUUAUUUUCAAUUGUUGUGUCUUGUACGUGAAAAGAUGUUUAUUUACAUUUAGUACUAUAAUAUUACCAAAUUAUAACAUUAUAUUUUAAACUUGGAAAUGGGUAUUAGAGGAUUAAGCACGUUUUUCAAUAACAAUCCAGAUCUUACAAAAUCUCAUAAAUUAUAUAAUACUCCAGUCAUAAUUGAUGGAAAUAAUCUAAUUCAUCUUUUGUAUUUUUCAAAUAAGAUCGAUUGUAUGUAUGGUGGUGAUUAUUAUAAGUAUGCCAAAGCGAUAAGGAAAUAUUUUUCUGCUUUCCAUGAGUGCAACAUCAAACCAAUAGUCAUUUUUGAUGGUGGAUAUGACAAAUCUGACCGGAAAUUCCAAACAAGUAUAUUGAGGUCUAAAACAAGACUUAGUUUAACUCAACAUAUUGCUAAAUAUGGAGAUUGUGCAGGUAACAUUUUACCAAUUUGUGCUAAAGAAGUUUUCCGCGAUAUUCUGUGUGAAAUGGGUAUUUCCUUUGCCUUAUGCGAUUUCGAAGCUGAUGAACAAAUAACAGCUUUAGCAAAUCAUUACAAAUGCCCUGUGCUUAGUGAUGACAGCGACUUCUUUAUAUUUGAUGUUCAUAAUGGUUUUAUACGUCUAUCUUCUGUUGAAAUGAUAGUGCAAGAGGACGAUGUCGAAGGAAUUACGCGUAAAUAUCUGGAAUGCGAGAUUUAUCAUAUAGAUAAAUUUCUGUCUUAUUUCCCUGGACUUGACCGUAAUGUGUUGCCAUUGUUUGGAACUUUAGUGGGAAAUGACUAUGCUAAUUCAAAAGAGUUUGAAACCUUCUUCGCCAGUAUUAACAUUUCGAAAAGAAACUGUCGGGGUUUGCGUGUUAACCCCAGACAGAGAAAAAUCGUCCGGCUUCUGACUUGGCUAGAGCACUGUAACCUAAAUGAAGCAAUAAAACAAGUUUUAGAUCAUCUUAAGAAAAAGAAAAGAGAGCGCAUUGAGGAUGUGAUAAACAUGUCUAUUGAUGGUUAUAAAGCGCAAAAUUCUUAUUUGAUGCAUGUCGUUGAAGGGUCAUUGGAUGAGUUAUCGAGAUUAUUGAAUUUAAAUCCGAAAUUAAAAACUCCUUGUUGUCAAACUCUACCGACCCCGUUUGUGAUUGCUUUUCAUUUAGGUAAAUUACCAUCAUUUUUCCUUAAUAUAAUUAAUCUUCAUAGGACGUUUUUACAAGCUCAGGUCGAAAAUACUUCUGUAGAAAGCAGUUAUGUUUGUUCACGAUAUAUUCGACAGGUGAUAUAUGGAAUCUUAUUGAAACACGUUGCAGCAGAUGAAAAAACUCACGAAGAGGAUUGUUUGCGGCAUAUUGACGAAUAUGAUCAUCGCACUGGGCUCCUGUCACGCGAACCGAUUUCUGCCAGUUUUAAUUUAACAAAUGGAGACUCUGUGCCUAGUAUCGAAGAUGCAUUUUUAAUGGAAAAGAAGCAUUCACGACAGUUUUUGUUGGAUGUACUCGGAGCAGAUCUUGACGUUAUUAAAUCUUUGCCUGAUAAAUUGCAGUUAUUUUUUAGCUGUAUAAUAUAUUGGUUAAAAAACUGCAGUCCUCAACCAAGCGAAGACUUCUUACAUGCCUUAAUAUUAAAUAUUAUAUAUUUUCAAGUUGUAUUGAAAAAAUCUUCAGCACAGGAAGUCGAAAAUAACCUUAUUGCCAAUAUUUCGUCUGAUGAUAUUGAACUUGCUGCACAAAAUAUGAAAAAGUAUUUACAGAAACCCACUUUUAACAAAGGAAAUCCACUUUUUCUUGACAUUGUCCAUAGUUUUAGUCAGUUACAAACUUGCAUAUUGUACACUAUGUAUUUGAAUUCUUUGCUUUGUUUUCCGUAUAAAAACCCUAAGCUUCAUGAAACUGUUGCAGGUACUCUCUUGUAUAAUUUGACCAAGGAUCUCUUACACCGUCCAUUUCCUGACUUGUUCAUAUCGGAAUUGUUGGGUAGAAAAAGUAAGUUGCGUUCUCUUUUUGACAGUUUAAAAGAGAAAUUAUUUUCAAGCGUUCCAGAGGACUGUAUUAAGCAAACAGAUCGUUCUCACCUUCAGAAAGUAAAAAAGGACGUUAAAAAAAGUGGUAACCGAAAAAAGUGUCUUUCAAAUGCUGAUGAAAAAGAUAUCGAUGCUCUUUGUGCGGAGUUAGAUAAUAUGACCACUCAUAGUAAAACAAUGACUAUAGAACGUUUAGGUGAAAUAUUUAUAUAGUUUAAAUUUGUUUUAUAUUUAUCAAUUCUUCCCUGGACAUUUUUUUUGGUAAUAAGGGAAGAUUUUAAUUAUGAUAUUUUUAUACUUGUAAGGAAAAAA